CCAAUCUGAGCAAGAACUAAGUAAGCCUUUGACAAUCUGUCGAUCCACGCGACAUUUUGCUCAAUUUCCCCAAGUCACUUCUAAUUCAUUCAUAGCAUUGUCCAUUCCCACCUUGUCGUAUUCAUUGCACUAUUUCCAACGCUAAAAGGCCUUUGGGGCCUCUAAUAACUUCAAGAUGUUUAAAAACUCUCUAACCGCUUCUCCGAAGCAAAAAGUAAAAUCCUCGGCCCAGCGCGCCGUCCGUCAGCAGCUGCUGGACAGGUACCCUCUCCUGACGCCCUAUGUCGACGAGAUCCUGCCCAAGAAGUCAUCCCUCGAGCAGAUGAAGCUCCCUCAUCCGGACCGCGUCAUGCUCUACGUCAUCGACGGCCAACCCGUCUGCUUCCAGUACGAUCUGCCCUCGGGCGGCACCGCCAUCCUGCCGCACCUCAAGCUCGUCCACCGCUUCCCCCAGGCCUUCCCGACCGUCCGCAUAGACAGGGGAGCCAUUCGAUUCGUCCUCAGUGGUGCCACUCUCAUGGCGCCUGGUUUGACCAGCAAGGGAGGCAGGUUGCCGCUGGUUGAAGGCGAGCCUGGGGAUAAGGUGGAUGAUGAUGGACACUGGGGCAGGGAGUUGGAGAAGGGCGAGGGUGUGGUCGUUACUGCCGAGGGUAAGGAGGAGGCUUGCGCGGUGGGGUUGCUGGUUGCUGGGACCAAGGAAGUCAAGGAGAAGGGUAAAGGGCCCGUUGUGGAGGAUGCGCAUUACCUUGGUGACGGGCUGUGGACGUUACAAGUUGAUUAAAGGAUGGAAACUGCCUUUUUCGGAGUGAGUGGGCCAUGUCAGUGGUGAGCUACGGCGGACCACAUGUUAAGGGGAGCUGAAUAGCUAUAGCUAUAAGCUCAGGCAACAGCCCCGGACAUUAUUCUGUGUAUGUGGUGGCAGGAUACUGUUUUCACCCUCAGUGCGCCAUGGAUCCGAAGCCUCACUUGCGCCAAGGUUUUGAGGGGCAAGGGAUUACUGUAAGCCAUGUUCUAAUGGGCUUAAACAGCCCAGACAUUAGCGUGCCUAAACGAUAUUUGACGCCAGAAAAGGCGUUGAAAGAAAAUGAGAAACGAUUCAAACGACCC
Messenger RNA from Pyricularia grisea, 1107 nucleotides. RefSeq lists its product as uncharacterized. The record is from RefSeq and is a predicted model, not a curated record. The coding region runs from base 176 to 781 and encodes 201 amino acids. Lineage: Eukaryota; Fungi; Ascomycota; Sordariomycetes; Magnaporthales; Pyriculariaceae. The transcript has 2 exons. Gene Ontology annotation, molecular function: RNA binding. Gene Ontology annotation, biological process: formation of translation preinitiation complex.